AUGGAUAAUUUUUCCUCCCAGCCUGAACUCAAUGCUUCCUGUACUGAUGUGGAUUGCUAUAGAACAGAACAACACUGGCACAACAUAACAGCUCCACAACCUAUUCCUAACUUCUACAUUGCUGUGCCCAUCAUCUAUUCCGUGAUCUGUGCUGUCGGACUCACAGGAAACUCUGCGGUCAUUUAUGUUAUCCUCAAAGCACCCAAAAUGAAGACUGUCACCAACAUUUUCAUUCUAAAUUUGGCUAUUGCUGAUGAGCUCUUUACUUUGGUACUCCCUAUCAACAUAGCAGACUACCUGCUGCUUCAGUGGCCCUUUGGUGAAUUCAUGUGCAAACUGAUAAUCUCCAUAGAUCAAUAUAACACUUUUUCAAGCAUUUAUUUUCUCACUGUCAUGAGCAUUGAUCGAUACCUGGUGGUGGUUGCCACCAUCAAAUCAAAGAAAAUGUCCUAUCGCACCUACAGGGCUGCCAAGACAGUGAGUCUGUGUGUCUGGAUUUUUGUCACAAUAAUCAUCUUGCCAUUUAGUAUCUUCGCCAAGAUACAUACUGAAGAGGGACGAUCCCAGUGUGUCUUUGUUUUUCCCAAUCCGGAAAGCUUCUGGUGGAAAGUGAGCCGUCUUUACACCCUGAUCUUGGGUUUUGCCAUUCCAGUGUCCACUAUCUGCAUCCUGUACAGCACCAUGCUCUUCAAGCUAAGGCGUAUGCGGCUCCACAGCAAUGCUAAAGCCUUGGACAAAGCAAAAAAGAAGGUGACAGUAAUGGUGCUGAUCAUCUUGGGAGUUUGCCUGUUCUGCUGGACCCCCUAUCACCUGAGCACUGUGGUAGCCCUCACCACAGACAUCCCACCGACCCCUCUGAUCAUUGGAAUCUCCUAUUUCAUCACCACACUGAGUUAUGCUAACAGUUGCCUCAACCCAUUCCUGUAUGCCUUUUUAGAUGAUACUUUCCGGAAGAGUUUCCGAAAGUUGGUUGAAUGUGGAACUUCCUCAUAA
Messenger RNA from Rhineura floridana, 993 nucleotides. It is a transcript of the gene NPBWR1, whose product is annotated as neuropeptides B and W receptor 1. Gene Ontology annotation, cellular component: membrane; neuron projection. Gene Ontology annotation, biological process: neuropeptide signaling pathway. The transcript has a single exon. Bases 1 to 993 code for a protein of 330 amino acids. The record is from RefSeq and is a predicted model, not a curated record. NCBI's taxonomy places the organism in Eukaryota, Metazoa, Chordata, Lepidosauria, Squamata, Rhineuridae. Gene Ontology annotation, molecular function: neuropeptide receptor activity; neuropeptide binding.